Molecule: messenger RNA, 1798 nt
Organism: Leopardus geoffroyi (Geoffroy's cat)
Lineage: Eukaryota; Metazoa; Chordata; Mammalia; Carnivora; Felidae
Gene: ZBP1
Product: Z-DNA binding protein 1
Exons: 7
Coding region: 163-1602 (479 amino acids)
Biological process (GO): positive regulation of type I interferon-mediated signaling pathway
Cellular component (GO): nucleus
Molecular function (GO): DNA binding; double-stranded RNA adenosine deaminase activity; RNA binding
Source: RefSeq, a predicted model, not a curated record
CAUCAGCACAGAGCCCGACGCGGGGCUCGAACUCACGGACUGUGAGAUCAUGACCUGAGCUGAAGUCGGACGCUUACCUGACUGAGCCACUCAAGUGCCCCUGGCCAAGGUCAUUUCUGAGCAGCCCAUCUGCCCGUCACCGAACAGAGGCGUUGUUAGUGAAUGUCUGCUCGGGUCUCCACCCCUGCCUCUGCCCUGGACCCCUCGCACGGGGACCCCCCCGCCCCGAGCUUCCGGCCCCGGCUUGAUCCAAGGGAGGCUCCGUUCUCUCUCUGCCCCCCUCUCCUUCUCCCAGACCUCGAGCAGAGGAUCCUGCGGAUGCUGAGGGACGCUGGCUCCCCUGUGAAGUCCGUCCAGCUGGCAAAGGAAUGCCAGGUGCCCAAGAAGAAGCUCAACCAAGUCCUCUACCGGAUGGAGAAGGAGUCGAAAGUCUCCUUGGCGGGCCUGGCGAUGUGGCGCCUGGGCAAGGGAGGAACCGGAGAAGUGGUCCCCACAGAGCCGGCCCAGCUCAGCCAGGCGGCGAGGCCCCAGCAGGACGCAGCCGCGGUUCCAGAGGAACCUGACCCUCAGCUCAGCGAACAGCAGAAAGCCAUCUAUAGGUUUCUGGAAGGCACUGGGCCCUGUAAGGCCCUGAUCAUCGCCCGGGCCCUGGGAAUGAAGACAGCAAGAGAAGUCAACCCACACUUGUAUGAUAUGAGAAAGAGGCACCUUGUGAGUCUUGAUGAGAAAUCAAGUCUAUGGUCGAUUUAUCGACCAGAUUGUGGAGGAAGAAGCGAGUCCCCCGCGAUUAUUUACCAGCAAAAUCCAAUCAACAUGAUCUGUCAGAAUGGACCAAAUAGCUAUAUUUCCAUUGAGAACUCGAAAGACAUCCAGAUUGGACACGGGAACAUCAUAGUGAGGCCAACCGCCUCUGGGGAGAAUGGUUCCGUGGCUCCCCUCCACCUCCCUCCAAUGGCACCAGCCGAUCCCCCGACGCAGAGUUCCCCGGCUGCAGCCUGGGCGCCCCAGGACAUCCGCUUGGAGAAGUCUGUGCUCAGACGGGUGCUGCUGGGACAUGGCAAUGAAAUGAGCCUUACCAGUGCCCCGGCCGAAGGCCCGGCUGCCUGCAGCCCCUCUGGCAGCCCCCCAGUCUCUGCCACCACUAUUGGCUCAGGAGCUUCGUUCAAAAUUCCAGGGUCCAAACCAGGACCUGACUGCAAGGCGGAUGGGAUCCAGAGAGUCCACAUCAGUUCAUGCUUCCUUGAGGACACUGCCAUUGGCAACGGCAACAGAAUGACUGUCAUCUCAGGGACAGCUGGUCCAGGAGUUGCAGAGCCUGAGGAUAGCAGAAGGGGCCCUGAGGAGCUGGACAAGGAUGCAGGACCCCUCUCCGAAGGUGCGGAGCCCAGAAGGGAGUUCCCUCCAGACCCGGCUUCCUCCCUCAGCACCAACGUCUCGAAGCUCUUCUCCCACCUAGAAGCCGUGACUCUUGAAAGCAGGGAUCCCCACAACGCCGAAGACGGCGGCUGGGUGGACAGAACCCCAGACGUGGCGUCCCAGGGGGAGGUCGAGCCCAGAACAGACAGCCAGCCUCUCUCGGAAAGAGCAGGCGAACACCAGUGAACCUUCGGUACUAUGCUUUCUGGGCUCCGUAAAUGUCCUUUUCCGCCUUCUUGCCUCCUGACACGCGAGCGGCAAGGGUCAGCGUUUGGGCUGGGCCUGGCCUGGGGCUGGGUCACCUGUGUCCCUACCACCACCUUAGCCUGCCUUCCAUCGUGGCUACCCACUCUCCUCUCACUCAAGACCUGACUUCCUCAAG